This is a messenger RNA of Passer montanus (Eurasian tree sparrow), 10388 nucleotides long. RefSeq names its product utrophin (gene UTRN). Gene Ontology annotation, cellular component: plasma membrane. Gene Ontology annotation, molecular function: protein binding; zinc ion binding. NCBI's taxonomy places the organism in Eukaryota, Metazoa, Chordata, Aves, Passeriformes, Passeridae. Gene Ontology annotation, biological process: synaptic signaling. The transcript has 74 exons. The record is from RefSeq and is a predicted model, not a curated record. The coding region runs from base 13 to 10278 and encodes 3421 amino acids.
CUGAGCUUGAUCAUGAGUGUUCAAACAGCCAGGAAAGCUGUGUGGAAAGAGUACAAGGUUGCUGCACCUCGGCAUACUGACCCGCAGACCUGUUACGCUCCGCUGGAUGAACAUAAUGACGUACAGAAAAAAACCUUUACGAAAUGGAUAAAUGCUCGGUUUUCCAAGAGUGGGAAGGCCCCAGUAAAAGAUAUGUUCACAGAUCUCAAAGAUGGAAGGAAGCUUUUGGACCUUUUGGAGGGUCUGACGGGGAAACCUCUGCCUAAAGAACGAGGUUCCACACGAGUACAUGCCUUAAAUAACGUCAACCGAGUACUGCAAGUCUUGCAUCAGAACAAUGUGGAGUUGGUGAAUAUUGGAGGAACUGACAUCGUUGAUGGAAAUCACAAGCUGACGCUGGGGCUGCUGUGGAGCAUUAUCUUGCACUGGCAGGUGAAGGAUGUCAUGAAGAACAUCAUGUCAGAUUUGCAGCAGACCAACAGUGAGAAGAUACUGCUGAGCUGGGUUCGCCAGUCCACCAGACCAUACAGUCAGGUCAAUGUUUUGAACUUCACCACAAGCUGGGCUGAUGGACUCGCCUUUAAUGCUGUGAUUCACAGGCAUAAACCUGAGCUGUUCAGCUGGGACAAAGUGACAAAGAUGCCCCCAGUUGAGAGACUGGAAAAUGCUUUCAACAUAGCCAAGAACCAUUUAGGAAUAGAGAAACUAUUGGACCCUGAAGAUGUUGCUGUACAGCUUCCAGACAAAAAGUCCAUUAUUAUGUAUUUAACUUCUUUGUUUGAGGUCCUUCCUAAGCAAGUUACAAUGGAAGACAUUCGGGAGGUGGAAACCCUUCCAAGGAGAUACAAGCAGGAAUGUGAGGAUGGAGAAUUCAGUGUGCAGCAGACUGUGGCACUUGAAGAAGACCAGGACAGUUCUAGAGCAGAGACUCCCAGCACAGUGACAGAGGUGGAUAUGGACUUGGAUAGCUACCAAGUUGCUCUGGAAGAAGUCCUUACAUGGUUGCUGUCAGCUGAGGAUGCAUUUCGGGAACAGGAGGAAAUAUCUGGUGAUGUUGAGGAAGUCAAAGAACAAUUUUCCACCCAUGAAGGUUUUAUGAUGGAACUGACUGCGCACCAGAGCAGUGUGGGCAAUGUUCUGCAGGCUGGAAACCAACUGGUGGCCCAGGGAAAUCUGUCACCUGAAGAAGAGUUUGAGAUCCAGGAGCAAAUGCUGCUGCUGAACUCCCGCUGGGAGGAACUCAGGGUGGAGAGCAUGGACAGGCAGUCCCGCCUGCACGACAUGCUGAUGGAGCUCCAGAAGCAGCAGUUGCAGCAGCUGUCUGACUGGCUGACGGUCACAGAGGAGCGCAUUCAGAAGAUGGAAUCUCAGCUCCUAGCAGAAGAUUUGGAGUCACUUCAAAAACAGCUGGAAGAACAUAAGAGCCUGCAGAGUGACCUAGAGGCAGAACAGGUGAAGGUCAACUCCCUAACACACAUGGUGGUCAUUGUUGAUGAGAGCAGUGGGGAAAGUGCAACAGCUAUUCUGGAGGAACAAUUGCAGAGGCUUGGUGAGCGCUGGACAGCAGUUUGUCGUUGGACUGAGGAUCGGCGGGUCAAGCUGCAAGAAAUUCAGCUUUUAUGGCAGGAGCUGCUGGAAGAACAGUGCUUGUUGAAGGCUUGGUUAACUGAGAAAGAAGAGGCUUUGAGUAAGGUCCAGACAAGCAACUUUAAAGAUCAAACGGACCUGAGUGUGAAUGUUCGAAAACUAGCAAUUUUAAAAGAGGACAUGGGUAUGAAACGACAAACACUAGACCAGCUGAAUGAACUAGGUCAGGAUGUGGCCCAAAUCCUUGGGAAUGGCAAAGCAUCCAGUAAAAUUGAUCAGGAUCAAGAAGAGCUAACUCAGAGGUGGGACAGUUUGGUUCAGAAGCUAGAGGAUUACUCUAAUCAGGUAACUCAAGCUGUAGGAAGCGUAGGAAUGUCACAGGUUUCACAGAAGACUGCUGCAGAAACACCAUUGAAGGAACAGGUAGUGGUUAAACAGUCCAGACAAGAAUUACCCCCACCACCACUCCCAAAGAAAAGGCAAAUUCCAGGGGACAGUGAAGCAAAGAAAAAGUUUGAUGCUGAAAGUACUGAGCUCUUGAACUGGAUCGCAAAAUCAAAAUCUGCCAUUCAGGCCACAGACAUCAAAGAAUAUAAGAAGAUGAGAGAGACUUCAAGCAUGAAAGAAAAAUUGAAGGUGAUUGAAAAGGAAAGAGCUGAAAAAAGCCAGAAGUUAGAUGAACUGAAACGAAGUGGACACAUUCUUUUGGAUCAAAUGGGAAAGGAAGGACUUCCUACAGUGGAUGUAAAAUCUGUGAUGGAGAAAAUUUUGUCGGGGUGGAAAGAUGUGGUUCAAAAUCUAGAAGAAGUGGCUAGAAAGAUAAAGUACCAGGAAGAUAUAAAUGCUUAUUUAAAGGAAAUGAAUGAGCUUGAGAAGACUUUAAUUGAGAAGAAUGACUGGCUUAAAAAAGACUCUUCUUCAACGUCCCAGUCCUCGGCAGUCUUGAAAGACUUAUGUCAGCAGGAGUUAACUCAUCUUAUAAGCCUGAGUCCACAGUUGGAACAUCUGAAAGCCACCUGCAAGACACUCACCUCUCAGCCCAUGCCUCCAAAUUUCAUUCAGGAGAACUUGAGUUGUGUUCUUGAUCACUUCAAAUUGACUCGUCAGAAACUAGAGGAGCGUCAUCAACAGCUGAAAAAAGAGGCAGAAAGGCAGCCGAGCCGGGAGUACGUGGAGUCCCUGCAGCAGCUGAAGGAUGUGCUGAGCGAGCUGGAGGCCAAGCAGCACUCCAUUGCCAGUGGUCUGAGCGAGCCCAGCAAGGUGGAGAGCGCCCUGCAGCAGGCAAAGACAGUUUGUGAGACACUGGAAGCCCAGAAGCCCAGGGUAGAUAAACUUGGUGAAGAAACAAAGGCUUUGGAGAAGCAAGUGCCUUCGGACAUAAAAAACACGUACACGCAAGAGUUCAAGGAUGUGCAGGGACGCUGGGACAAGUUAAAGCUCAAGAUUUCCAAAGAUGUUAAACUACUGGAGGAAAUUAUGCCCAAGUUGAGACUAUUUGAGACUGACUCUAAAGUUGUUCAGAAGUGGAUGGAUGGUGUGAAAGACUUCUUAAUGACAGAAAAGGCUGUUCAAGGGGAUACUGAAGGACUUCAAAGGCAACUUGACCAGUGCACAGUGUUUAUCAAUGAAAUGGAGACAAUUGAACCAUCACUGAAAGAGAUGAAAGAAGUAGAGGCUGCUUUAAGAGCUCAGCCUAUUGCGAGCAUAAAUACUUGGACAAAGUCUAGGCUAGUAGACUGCCAGACUCAGUGGGAGAAGCUGAGCAAACAGAUCAUUAGUCAGAAAAAUCGCCUGUCUGAAAGUCAGGAAAAAGCUGUAAAUCUGAAGAAGGAUUUGGCAGAGAUGCAAGAAUGGAUGACCCAAGCUGAAGAAGAAUAUUUGGAGAAAGAUUUUGAAUACAAGUCCCCUGAAGAGCUAGAGAAUGCAGUGGAGGAAAUGAAGAGAGCGAAGGAGGAUGUGUUGCAGAAGGAGGUGAGGGUGAAGAUUCUCAAGGACAACAUCAAGAUGUUGGCCACCAAAGUGCCAUCCAGUGGUCAGGACCUGGCGACUGAGUUGAAUGUUGUGCUGGAGAACUACCAGCUACUGUGCAAUCGGAUCCGGGGGAAAUGCCACACUUUGGAGGAGGUGUGGUCCUGUUGGAUUGAACUGCUUCAGUAUCUUGAUUUAGAAACAGCUUGGCUAAACAAUCUGGAAGAAAGAGUGCAAAUGACAGGAAAUCUGCCUGAUAAAUUGGAUGCUGUCAAUGAUGCUCUUGAGUCCCUGGAAUCAGUCCUGCGUCACCCAGCUGAUAAUCGAACCCAGAUUCGGGAACUUGGGCAGACAUUGAUUGAUGGAGGGAUUCUUGAUGACAUCAUCAGUGAAAAAUUGGAAGCUUUCAAUGCCCGCUAUGAGGAAUUGAGUCACCUGGCGGUGAGCCGACAGAUCGCCUUGGAACAACAGCUUCAGACCAUGCGAGAAACCGACCACAUGCUGCAGGUCUUGCAGGAAAGUUUAGGAGAUCUGGAUAGACAGCUGACAUCUUACCUGACUGACAGGAUAGAUGCCUUUCAGAUGCCUCAGGAGGCCCAGAAAAUUCAAGCUGAGAUUGCAGCUCAUGAAUCCACCUUAGAGGAGCUGAAGAAAAGUGCUCGCUCUUUCCCUCCUGCUUCUCCUGAAUGCAGGUCUCCCCGUGGUGGAACUCAGCUGGAUGCUUUACAGAGAAAGCUCCGUGAAGUAUGUACAAAGUAUCAGCUUUUCCAGAAACCAGCCAAUUUUGAGCAGCGCAUGUUAGAUUGCAAGCGGGUGUUGGAUGGUGUAAAAGCAGAACUUCAUGUCUUGGAUGUGAAGGAUACUGACCCAGAUGUAAUCCAAACUCACUUGGAGAAGUGCAUGAAACUCUAUAAGACCCUCAGUGAGGUGAAAUUGGAAGUUGAAACUGUCAUCAAGACAGGAAGGCAAAUUGUACAGAAACAACAGACGGAUAAUCCUAAAGGGAUGGAUGAACAACUGACAGCACUGAAAUUUCUUUACAAUGACUUGGGGGCACAGGUAACAGAAGGAAAACAAGACCUGGAAAGAGCAACUCAGCUGGCACGCAAAAUGAGGAAGGAGUCUGCCUCUCUGUCAGAGUGGCUGGCUACCACUGAAGCUGACCUCGUGCAGAAGUCCACUUCAGAGAGCUUGCUUUCUGAUCUAGAUUCAGAAAUUGCCUGGGCCAAAAGUGUGCUGAGAGAGCUGGAGAGGAGGAAGGCUGAUCUGAAGAGCAUCACAGAAAGUUGCACUGCACUCCAGUCUCUGGUGGAAGGGAGUGAGACUGUCCUGGAGGAGAAGCUGUGUGUCCUUAAUGCUGGCUGGAGCAGAGUUCGAACCUGGACCGAGGACUGGUGUGACACCUUGUUGAAUCAUCAGGGCCAGCUGGAAAUUUUUGAUGAAAAUGUUGCCCACAUAAGUACUUGGUUGUAUCAGGCUGAAGCCUUACUGGAUGAAAUUGAGAAGAAAUCAGCUAGCCAAAAGGAGGAAACUGUGAAGCGUUUAACAUCUGAGCUAGAUGAUGUCAGUCUCCGAGUGGAUAACGUCCGUGACCAGGCUGUCAUCUUAAUGAACGGUCGGGGCGUGUCGUGCCGGGAACUUGUUGAACCCAAACUGGCAGAACUCAACCGUAAUUUUGAGAAGGUCUCUCAGCACAUCAAAAGUGCCAAGAUGCUUGUUGGACAAGAACGACUUCCUGUCACGUCAGAGCCCCGUGAAGCUAGGAUGGCUUUUCUAGACCUGGACAAAUUUGAGAGUGACAUACAGAAUAUGUUAAAAGUUGUGGAAAAGCAUCUGGAGUUGAAUGGGGGAGAUGAAAAGCUGGAUCAAGAAAGAGCUCAGAUUGAAGAAGUUUUACAGAGAGGAGGGCAGUUGCUCCAGCAGCCUAUGGAGGAGCAUAGGAGAGAGAAGAUCCGCCUGCAGUUGUUGCUUCUGCAGAAAAAAUACAACAGUUUGCAGGCAAUCCCUGUCCAGCAGAGGUUAAAAGGCCAAUUUGCUACAGGAGUUAGGACCUUGCCUUUCUCAGCUGAGUACUUGGUUGAAAUCAACAAAGUUUUGCUGGCCAUGGCUGAUGUUGAACUGCUGCUGAAUGCACCAGAGCUGAAUACUGGCAUCUAUGAGGAUUUUUCAGCUCAGGAAGAUGCACUGAAGAACAUAAAAGAUAUUUUGGAUAAACUUGGGGAUCAAAUUGCAGUAAUACAUGAAAAGCAGCCUGAUGUUAUAUUGGAAGCAUCUGGACCUGAGGCAAUACAAAUAGGAGAUGCACUAACACAGCUGAAUGCAGAAUGGGACAGAAUUAACAGAAUGUACAAUGAUCGUAAGUGUUGCUUUGAUAGAGCGAUCGAGGCGUGGAGGCAGUUCCACUGCGAUCUCAACGAUCUCUCCCACUGGAUAGCGGAGGCCGAAGCGCUACUGGCUGAUGCGCGCGGGCCAGAUGGCAGCCUGGAGCUGCAGGCAGCUGGGCUGCAUCAGCAGGAACUUGAAGAGGGAGUCACUAGCCAUCAGACCAGCAUUUCAGCACUGAACAGAACUGGGGAAGGAAUCAUACAGAAACUGUCUGCUACAGAUGGGAGCUUCCUACAGGAGAAACUGGCAGGACUGAAUAGACGCUGGAAAGCAAUCACAACAGAGGUCAUGGAUAGACAACAGAGGCUAAAAGGAGAGAACCAGCAGCUGAUAGAGUACAGAAAGAAGCUUGAUGAGCUGCGUUGUUGGUUGGAAAAUGUAGAAAAUGCUCUGGACACAAGAUUUGCAUUCAACCAUGAAGAAAACUUGCAAGAAUUACAGGUCUUAAGUGAAGAGAUGGAAGUUCUGGGUGACAAACUGGAAUGGCUGAAUAGAACUGAAUCUGAAGUACUGUUGGAUAAAAAUACUGAUCUUCAGGAAAAAAACAAACUUUCUGCUUGCCUGCAGUCCCUCAAUGUGAGGUGGAAUAAGGUAUUCAGAGAAGUGCCGGACAAAGUGAGAGAAUUGGAGGCAUUUGUUGCGCAGUCCCGUUUUGUUACAAAGACAAAGCCUCCUGAUAUCCAAAAGGUGGUGCUAGCAUCUUCUUCAUUGGAAAUUCCUGUUCAGUCUCAGCCGACUUUGGAACUUUCUGCACCUGCUGAUCUGGACAAAACUAGAACUGAGCUGGCUGACUGGUUGGUACUGAUUGACCAGAUGCUCAAAUCAAACAUAGUCACUGUGGGAAAUACUGAAGAGAUCAAUCGGACCAUUGCACGAAUGAAAAUAACCAAUGCAGAUAUGGACCAUCGGCACCCUCAGCUUGAUUCUGUUUUUACAUUGGCUCAGAAUUUGAAAAAUAAAACUUCCAGUUCAGACAUUAGGACAGAGAUCACAGAAAAAAUGGAGAAGCUGAAGAACCAGUGGGACAACACCCAGCACAGCGUGGAGGUGCGGCAGCAGCAGCUGAAGCACAUGCUGGCAGACAGCCUGCAGUGGCACGAGCAGAGGCAGGAGAUGGAGCACCUCAUGGAGCAGUGCGAGAUCCGUCUGCGGGUGCUCCUGCAGGCCCCAAAAGAGAUGCUUGCCAAACAGAUUGCAGAGAGCAAACUGUUGGUACAGGAUUUGCAUAGAGGUGACAUCACAGUAGCAGCAUUCAAUGAUCUUUCUAAUAAACUACUUCGAGAGUAUCGUGAUGAUGACUCGAGGAAAGUGAAGGAAACCACUGACCAAAUGAACACUUGCUGGGUUAAUUUGAACCAAAGAGCUGUCGAUAGGCAGAAUUUCUUGGAGACGGAGAUGAGGACAGUACAGGCCUCACACAAGGAUCUGGAGAGCUUCCUCAAGUGGCUUCAAGAGGCAGAGACAACAGUAAAUGUUCUGGCAGAUGCAUCCGAGCGUGAGAACACUGCUCAGGACAGUGUCUACAUAAGGGAACUCAGAAAGCAAAUGCAGGACAUCCAAGCUGAGAUUGAUGCCCACAAUGACAUCUUUAAAAGCAUUGAUGGAAACAGACAGAAAAUGGUGAAAGCCUUGGGAAACUCUGAGGAAGCUGCUCUGCUCCAGCACCGGCUUGAUGACAUGAACCAGCGCUGGAAUGACCUGAAGGCGAAGUCAGCUAACAUCAGGGCUCACUUGGAGGCCAGUGCAGAGAAAUGGAACAGAUUGCUGACAUCCCUGGAAGAGUUAGUCAAAUGGCUGAAUGCAAAAGAUGAGGAACUGAAAAAACAAAUGCCUGUUGGAGGGGAUGUUCCAACAUUACAGCAGCAGUAUGACCACUGCAAAGCACUGAGGCGUGAACUGAAGGAAAAAGAGCAAACCGUUCUCAAUGCUGUGGACCAGGCACGAGUUUUCCUUGCUGACCAACCAAUUGAGGGGCCUGAGGAACCAAGGAGGAGCUUGCAUUCAAAAACAGAACUGACCCCUGAGGAGAAAGCCUUGAAGAUUGCCAAAGCCAUGCGUAAGCAGUCAUCAGAGGUAAAAGAGAAAUGGGAGAACCUAAAUGCCAGUGCCAGUAUCUGGCAGAAGCAAGUGGACAAAGCAUUAGAAAAACUGAAAGACCUUCAGUGUGCCAUGGAUGACCUUGACGCUGAUUUGAAGGAGGCUGAAAAUGUGAGGAAUGGCUGGAAACCUGUAGGAGACUUGCUCAUAGAUUCAUUACCAGAUCACAUUGAGAAAACUACGGCUUUUAGAGAAGAAAUUGCUCCAAUCAGCUUAAAAGUUAAAACAGUGAAUGAUUUGUCCAGCCAGCUGUCUCCACUUGACCUUUAUCCAUCUUUAAAGAUGUCUCGUCAACUGGAUGAUCUCAAUAUGCGGUGGAAACUUUUACAGUUGAGGGAGAAUCAGUGGAAGAGUCCACAUGUAAAACUUACCCAGAAAGCCUCUGUACAGUUUCCAUGGCAGAGAUCUGUUUCACAUAACAAAGUGCCCUAUUAUAUCAAUCAUGAGACACAGACUACUUGUUGGGAUCAUCCUAAAAUGACUGAUCUCUUCCAGUCCUUAGCUGACUUGAACAACGUGCGCUUCUCCGCCUACCGCACGGCCAUCAAAAUCCGCAGGCUGCAGAAAGCACUGUGCUUGGACCUGUUGGACCUGAACACGACAAGUGAAGUUUUCAAACAGCACAAGUUGAGUCAAAAUGAUCAGCUGAUUGGUGUCCAGGAUGUGAUCAGCUGUCUCACUACCAUCUACAGUGGACUUGAAGAGCAACACAAAGAUAUGGUGAAUGUUCCUCUCUGUGUAGACAUGUGUCUUAACUGGCUACUCAACGUGUAUGAUAGUGGCCGAACUGGAAAAAUUCGAGUGCAGUCCCUGAAAAUUGGCUUGAUGUCUCUUUCUAAAGGCCUUCUGGAAGAGAAGUACAGAUACCUCUUCAAGGAGGUGGCAGGCCCUACAGAAAUGUGUGACCAGAGGCAGCUGGGCCUUCUGCUUCACGAUGCUAUCCAGAUCCCGCGACAGCUUGGGGAAGUGGCAGCCUUUGGUGGCAGCAACAUUGAACCCAGUGUGCGCAGCUGCUUCCAACAGAACAACAAUAAGCCAGAAAUAACUGUAAAGCAAUUCAUAGAUUGGAUGCGCUUAGAACCACAGUCUAUGGUGUGGUUGCCAGUUCUACACCGUGUGGCAGCUGCAGAAACAGCAAAACAUCAGGCCAAGUGCAACAUCUGUAAGGAGUGUCCAAUUGUUGGAUUUAGGUACCGGAGCUUAAAACAUUUCAACUAUGAUGUCUGUCAGAGCUGUUUCUUUUCUGGCCGCACAGCAAAGGGCCAUAAAUUGCAUUAUCCAAUGGUGGAGUAUUGUAUACCUACAACAUCUGGAGAAGAUGUACGGGACUUCACAAAGGUGCUGAAGAAUAAAUUCCGGUCAAAGAAGUAUUUUGCAAAGCAUCCCCGACUUGGCUACUUGCCUGUGCAGACAGUAUUGGAGGGUGACAACCUGGAGACUCCUAUCACUCUCAUCAGUAUGUGGCCAGAGCAAUAUGAUCCUUCCCAGUCUCCACAGCUGUUUCAUGAUGACACACACUCCAGGAUAGAACAGUAUGCUACUAGGCUUGCACAGAUGGAAAGGACCAAUGGCUCCUUCCUCAUGGACAGCAGCUCCACCACAGGAAGCGUAGAGGAUGAGCAUGCCCUUAUCCAGCAGUAUUGUCAGACACUGGGAGGAGAGUCACCUGUGAGUCAGCCACAGAGUCCUGCUCAGAUACUCAAGUCGGUGGAGAAGGAAGAGCGGGGAGAGUUGGAGCGUAUCAUUGCUGACCUUGAGGAAGAGCAAAGGAGCCUGCAGAUAGAAUAUGAGCAACUAAAGGAGCAACAUCUUCGGAGAGGAAUAAACCCUCUUGCAUCACCUCCUGACUCUGUUGUGUUACCUCAGCAUGCUUCUGAAGAUGCCGAGCUCAUUGCUGAAGCUAAACUCCUGAGACAGCAUAAAGGUCGCCUGGAAGCAAGGAUGCAAAUAUUGGAAGAUCACAAUAAACAAUUGGAGUCUCAGCUUCACAGGCUACGGCAGCUACUUGAGCAGCCCGAGUCAGACUCCCGGGUCAAUGGCGCCUCCCCAUGUGCUUCGCCCCAGCACUCUGCCCUGGGCUUCCCACUGGAGCAGGACACAAGCUCACACUUCCAUCAGACAGAUGACUUGUUAGUUCCACCUCAUGAUACCAAUACAGAUCUAACAGAUGUUAUGGAGCAAAUCAACAACACAUUUCCAGCUUGUUGCUCAAGUUUCGCUGGCAGACCACAGGCCAUGUGAGGUGUUCCUGGGGAUGACAGCCAGUGCUUCUGGCGUGCAGCACAGCCCUGUUCUGCAUCUGCCGGCCACGCGUUCCGCCUCAUCACAAACCCGCGCGGGACCCCGGGACG